GUCAGCUGCUGGCAGCGACAACAAGGCUCGUGUAUCCACCAGCGCAAACAACAGGCGCAGUCAGAGCUUCAACAACUUUGAUAAAUCCAAAUCUGCUCACAACCCAGCGGCAAGUAAUGAGAAAGUUGCAGAGCCAGCGGACAACACAGUCUCCUCACAGCCCGGAAUGAAUGAAAAUGUCCAGUCUUCAGCGAGUAGCAGCACGGGCAGUAUUGGUGGGAGCUUGUCUGCCAUUCCCCAGCCAAACUCUGCCAAAGCCUGGCGCAGCAAAUCCCUCAAUGCCAAGCACACUGCCACGUCUUCCAUGUUAUCUGUGAAGCCGCCCCCACAGGAACCCCCGAAGCCAGCCAUUGAACCCACACCCAAGUCUGGUGCCAAUGGCCAGAAAUCCAUGCUGGAGAAAUUGAAGCUGUUCAACAGUAAAGGUGGCUCCAAAGCUGUUGGGGCCACCCUGGAGAACUCAGGGUCUCGCGAUGGCAGCUGUGAGAGGGUGGAGGCCCCUUCUAACUGUGUGGACCUGGGUGAAACAGACGCGUCUGCCAGAUGUGUUAGCAAUGCCGCACCUGCCUCAAACAGCCCAAAGAUUGCACUAAAAGGCAUUGCACAAAGAACCAUCAGCCGAGCACUGAGCAAUAAGAAAAACUCCCCAAAAGGCAGCGAAAAGGAAAAAGAGAAGCAGAAGGAGAAAGAGAGGGACAAAACGAAGGAGACCUCCAAAAGGACUUCUGGCUCUGAUAAAGCUGAAUUGGAAAAGGAGCUGAAAGAGGGGCCACAGGUCACUGCUUCCGAAAUGCCAAAAAAGUCCUCCAAACUCUCGAGCUUUAUCCCGAAAGGAGGGAAAUCGAAUGGUGCCAAAAAGGAUCCCCCUGCACCUCAGCAAAGUGGAAUACCAAAACCAGGGCUAAAAACCUCAACAGGGAAAUCUACAAGUGCCCAAGCUUCUGUGAAGGAGGCCGAGCGACCCCGCAGUGCGAGGCUUAGUGCUGGAAUCUCGCUGCAGAAAUCACAGCUAGACAGUAAGAAUUCCAGUUCCAGUAGUUUGGCCUCCUCGGAGGGGAAAGGGGCUGGAGGAACACCCCCGACAAGCAGUAGCAAUGUUGCGACUGCCACUACAGUCAGCACAACACAAACUACAGGAAGCAACACAGUCAGUGUACAGCUACCUCACCCACAACACCAGUACAACCACCCCAACACUGCCACUGUUGCUCCAUUCAUGUACAGGUCACAGACCGACAAUGAAGGAAAUGUGAUGACUGAAUCUGGUACAGGGGGAGUGAAUAUGGAUACUGUUCUGUACAGCAAAAAUGGACAAACGUGCAUCGAGGAUCUGCCUGGGGAGGACCCAGAGACCCGAAGGCUACGCACUGUGAAGAACAUUGCUGACCUCCGGCAGAACCUGGAGGAGACUAUGUCGAGUUUACGGGGGACUCAGAUCACACACAGCACGCUGGAAACAACGUUUGACAGCAGUGUUACCACAGAGAUCAGUGGCCGCAGUAUACUCAGCAUGACAGGCAGGCAGGCCCCGUUGUCAUGGCGACUCGGACAGUCCAGCCCCCGCCUUCAGGCCGGAGACGCUCCAUCGAUGGGGAACGGGUACCCUGCCCGGUCAAAUGCCAGCCGUUACAUCCACCCAGAGCCUGGCCGUUACGUGUACCCCACACCCCUCCGCAGGCAGCUGGCAUCACGCAGCAGUAAUGUGUGCCACUCGGAUCUUCCCGAGAAGAGUGGGGACGACAUGGACCUGGAGGGCAUCAACAUGGAUGUAGCCGGAUACAUGAGCGAUGGUGAUGUCCUGGGCAAGAAUCUACGAACUGAUGAUGUAGCGAGUGGAUACAUGACGGAUGGUGGGUUGGGUCUUUACACACGUCGACUUAACCGCUUGCCAGAUGGAAUGGCCGCUGUUCGAGAGAACGUCCAGCGCAACGCAUCUGUGGGGAUGGGUGAUGCAGACAGGUUCAAUGUGUAUGGUCAAGCCAUCAGGAGAUGUGUUAACACCAGAUUCAUUAGCCGUACUCGCAAGGUAGCACAGGACAUCAUCCAAGAACAACACAACACCAUCCGUGUUCUCAAGACUAAUCGCAACAUUGUCAACAAACCAGCAGAUAAAGAAGAAGCCAUCGCCAUACAGCCACAGACUGACGCUGAGAAACAUUCGGAAAGGAACUCUGCUUGGUCUGGUGAAGAAAUAAAGAGAUCAGACUGUGGAUCCGACAGCGGAAUAAAGAUGGACUCCAGCUCAAAAUGGAGGCGGAACCUGUCAGAUGUUUCUGAUGAGUCAGAGAAAGGUGGCUCAAACAAGAAGACCGCGGUCAUUUCCCAAACAGGAUCCUGGCGUCGGGGGAUGACAGCACAAGUUGGCAUCACCACACCAAGGGCUAAAACAUCUGCCAACACCCUUAAAGCGCAUGGAACCGCAAAAACCGAUGAUGCCAAGGUGUCGGAAAAGGGCAGACUGUCUCCUAAAUCAACAAGUGUCCAUCGAUCUCCUUCUGAUGUAGGCCGUAGCAGUGGGGAUGAAGGGAAAAAGCCUCCAGUUAGUUCCUCACGCUCAACUGCGGGAACCAACACCUUUGGGUUCAAGAAACAUGGUGGAUCUUCAGGACCAAUCACCAUGAUUACAGCGAGUGGCGCCACGAUUACCAGUGGUUCAGCAACUCUUGGAAAAAUUCCCAAGUCGUCAGGCCUUAUAGGUCGAUCAUCGGGGCGGAAGGCCAGUGUGGAUGGCUCCCAGAGCACAGAGGAGAACUACCUGGUCUUGAAUGCACGCAGCAACUUGCAGUACCGCAGUCUGCCUCGUCCCAGCAAGUCAAACUGCCGUGGCACUGGGAACCGCUCGAGCACCAGCAGCAUAGACUCCAACCUCAGCAGUAAGUCGGCAGGUCUUCCCGUGUCGAAACUGAGAGAGCCAUCCAAGGUAGCCCCGGGCAGCACAGUGCCUACACUACCUAACCAGACUGACAAAGAGAAGGGAGUGUCGUCUGACACAGAGAGCGUGACUUCAUCCAACUCCAUCAAGGCGAAUCCCUCACAGAACGCAACCAACAGCACUUCGAGUACCCGGCAACAAGCAUCCAAGUAUCCUGACAUAGCUUCCCCCACCUUACGCAGACUGUUCGGGGUCAAGCCAAGCACCAAGCAAGGUCCUGUCACAACAGCUGAAAACAUGAAGAACUCCACAGUCAUUUCCAAUCCUCAUGCCACCAUGAACCAGCAGAACAGCCUGGACUCUCCUCCAUCCUGUUUAGGCAGUGGAGGCAGCAGCCCACUUUACAGCAAGACAACAGACAUGAUACAGUCGCCUUUGGCAUCCAGUCCGGCGUCAGUCCAUUCCACAAAUUCAAAUGGUGCACCGUGGGGUGUCAGUCAGAGCAGUUCUUCCACCAUAAGUAAGGAUGGUCCUGGCUAUCAGUCAGUCAACAGUCUACACACGAGCUGUGAAUCCAUUGACAUCUCCCUCAGCAGUGGAGGCGGUCUAAGUCAUCACAACUCAACCAGUGGCUUGAUCCCUUCUUCCAAAGAAGAUUGUCUUACUCCCUUUGUGAGGACUAACAGCAUUAAGACAGCUAUGUCUGAGAGUGACCCGCAGCUUGAUAGGAAUACCCUGCCUAAGAAGGGAUUCAGGUACACUCCUUCAUCUCAACUGCAAAAUAAUGAGGAGACAAAAGAGUGGCUGCGUUCACACUCUGCAGUCGGACUACAGGAGAAUAUCAACAAUUCACCAUUUUCACCAGGAUCUAGUAUCACAUCGCCCUCCGCAACUAGGUUUAACUUUUCCCAACUAGCGAGUCCAACUACAGCCACCCAGAUGAGCCUGUCAAAUCCCAGCAUGCUACGCUGUCACAGUGUGUCCAACCAGGACGGGUCAUAUGAUCCAUACAGCGAUUCCAGGUUCCGGAACAGUUCCAUGUCCCUGGAUGAGAAGCACAGGACUAUGAGUCGCUCCGGAUCAUUCCGCGAUGGAUUUGAGGAAGUUCAUGGCUCUUCCUUAUCUCUGGUUUCCAGCACCUCAUCUAUAUACUCAACGCCUGAAGAAAAAUCACAGUCAGAGUGUUCUGGCCUGCAGAUCCGCAAACUUCGGCGGGAGCUCGAUGUUUCCCAGGAGAAAGUGGCAGCCCUUACGACGCAGCUCACUGCUAAUGCUCACCUGGUGGCAGCCUUUGAGCAAAGCCUCGCAAACAUGACAGGAAGAUUGCAAAGUUUAACCAUGACUGCUGAACAGAAGGAUUCUGAACUUAACGAACUGAGAAAAACCAUCGAACUGCUCAAGAAGCAGAAUGCUGCUGCCCAAGCUGCAAUCAAUGGUGUCAUCAACACACCAGAACUGUCCUGUAAAGCAGGAAAUGGUACAUCUCAGUCAGCAGAUCUGAGGAUUCGGAGGCAGCAUUCAUCAGAUAGUGUGUCCAGUGUUAAUAGUGCUACCAGCCAUUCUAGUGUGGGCAGCAGUGCAGAGGUGGAUUCCAAGAAAAAGAAGAAGAAGAACUGGUUAAGAAGUUCCUUCAAGCAAGCAUUUGGCAAAAAGAAGUCUCCUAAAUCAGCUUCAUCUCAUUCGGAUAUUGAAGAAAUGAAUACACCCGAUUCUUCCUUACCUUCAUCCCCCAAGUUUGCUCAUAAUGGAUCUACUCCCACAACCCCAUUGAUGAGAACAUCGCACUCCAACUCACUCAGCAUCUCUGAAUGUAUCGACGGUGAGGCUGAGACCAUUAUUCAGCUGCGCGGUGAGCUGAGAGAAAAAGAGAUGAAGUUGACAGACAUUCGACUUGAAGCACUGAGUUCCGCUCACCAACUUGAUCAACUGCGUGAGGCCAUGAAUAGGAUGCAGACUGAAAUUGAAAAGCUGAAGGCAGAGAAUGAUCGGUUGAAGUCUGAAACCCAAGGCAGCUGUAGUCGCACCCAGUCGCAGCUCUCCAUCUCUUCAUCCCCUCGUCAGUCACUUGGCCUUUCCCAACACAGUCUCAACCUGACCGAGUCCACCAGUCUUGAUAUGCUACUCGAUGACAACGCAGAUGGCUCGGCCCGCAAAGAAGGCAGGCACGUGAAGAUAGUAGUCCGCUUGCAAGAAGAGAUGAGAUGGAAGGAGGAGUCUCGGAUUCGUCAAUAUAUAGUUGGUUGCAUUGGAGUCAGCGGUAAGACAAAGUGGGACGUCUUGGAUGGUGUUGUGCGACGUCUGUUCAAGGAAUACAUUAUCCAUGUGGAUCCAGUCAGCCAGUUAGGCCUCAACUCAGAUAGUGUGCUGGGCUACAGCAUAGGAGACAUCCAACGCACUAAUAAUGUAGACACGCCAGAACUGUUACCCUGCGGCUAUUUAGUAGGAGAAAGCAACACAGUCACAAUGUCAUUGAAAGGCUUGUCAGAACAUAGUUUAGAUUCCCUUGUGUUUGAGACACUGAUCCCAAAGCCGAUGCUGCAACGGUACGUCUCACUGCUGACUGAUCACCGCCGGAUCAUUCUGUCAGGACCAAGUGGCACUGGGAAAACCUAUCUGGCCAAUCGGCUUGCUGAGCACAUGGUGCUCAGGGAAGGGAGAGAACUGACAGAUGGGGUCAUCGCUACCUUUAAUGUGGACCACAAAUCAAGCAAGGAAUUGCGGCAGUAUCUUUCAAACCUUGCAGAUCAGUGCAACAGCGAGACCAAUGCAGUGGACAUGCCAAGUGUGAUCAUCCUGGACAAUUUGCAUCAUGUUAGCUCCCUGGGAGAGAUCUUCAAUGGCCUUUUGAACUGCAAGUACCAUAAAUGCCCUUAUAUCAUUGGCACAAUGAACCAAGCUACGUCUUCCACUCCUAACCUUCAACUUCAUCAUAACUUCAGAUGGGUUCUGUGUGCUAACCACACUGAACCAGUCAAAGGUUUUCUGGGUCGCUAUCUUCGCCGGAGACUGAUAGAAACUGAGAUCAGCACCAGAACAAGAAACACAGAACUGGUCCGGAUCAUUGACUGGAUCCCCAAGGUCUGGCACCACUUGAACAGAUUCCUGGAAGCUCAUAGCUCAUCUGAUGUCACCAUUGGUCCUCGACUAUUCCUGUCCUGUCCAAUGGAUGUUGAUGGUUCAAGAGUAUGGUUUACAGACUUGUGGAAUUAUUCCAUCACCCCUUAUCUGCUGGAGGCAGUCAGGGAAGGGUUGCAGCUGUAUGGAAGAAGAGUUCCUUGGGAGGAUCCAGCAAAGUGGGUGAUGGAUUCGUACCCAUGGGCUGCCACUCCCCAGCACCAUGAGUGGCCCCCGCUCUUGCAGCUGAGGCCUGAAGAUGUAGGCUUUGAUGGAUUUAUCCUGACACGAGAAGGUGGUUCAAGUAAACAACCUCAACAGAGCGACGCUGAAGGAGACCCCCUUAUGAAUAUGUUAAUGAGGCUGCAAGAAGCUGCAAAUUGCUCCAGUCCCCAUAGUUACGACAGCGAUUCCAAUAGCAACAGCCAUCAUGACGAUAUUCUCGAUUCAUCUCUUGAAUCGACACUUUGAUCAAUUUGUUCUGCCAAAAUAACCCUACCAUUUCUGUCCAACAUUUCUCCGAAUAUUGCCAUGCAACUUGAGGACUGAAACACUCGAUUCAAAACGCCAGAGGGAAGGAUCAAUCAAUGACUUUGUUGCUCACUUUGUUGGAUAGAAGCCUCAGUUAUAACAAGAGAAAUGGGUCUUCAAGUACGAGACACUUUAAUUCAAUGUUAAAUAUUGAAACCCUGGUGGGUGCAGGUAACCCAAGGGAGACUACAUUUUGGGCUUUUUCCCCUCCCUGUUUUGUUUUAUAAACAUAAACUGCACUAUUCCUUCACCUAACUGCUGGAGGCAUCAGUGCUAAGCCAAUGAAGAAAUGUUGAGCACUGCAUACAGAAGUAGUGAAGCCUGAUUUUACAAGGUCUGGAACUAAUGUCAUUGUGCCAUGUACUGUCCUGGUAAGAUUGAAUCUAAUGCUGCUCUCAACCAAACAGUCAGCAAACACUGGAAAUCUCAAUCAACUCCCUUCAAUAAAGGAGAGCGAGGAGUGGGGGUGGGUUGGCAGAGAGUGUUGUUGCAGGUGUUAAAUGCAAACCCUGUCAACUGCAUGUGGUUUUUGGCGCUAUGUUACCACCCCCUUGUUGCUAUUUUGCAGUUGGCUGGGUUAAAAGAAAACAAGCUAAGCCCUGUGUGUUUGGUCUCCAUUUCAUCCACGGUCUCCGCAAAACAUUUUCAGGUCUCAUCACCAAUAGCUGACUGUCGAAAGGAAGCACGGUUCUUCCUAAGGCCGUGACUUUGGAACACAUGGUUGAGCCAGAAAUCGAUACUGAAGGUCACUGUUUUCUCCUGCUCUCCCUUUCCUUGUUGAAAACACACGUGCAAACAUUUUGAUUGUUACUAAGGCUUGUCUCCUCACCAGGACUCAUAACACCUCCACUGGAAUUGCACUUUGUCUUUGCAAAAACACAAAAAGAAAAGCUGGAUUGAGCUGUACCUCAGCGAAGAAACGCAAACCUUCAGCCAAAUCCACGCAAGCCUUUUUUACGUCUGGUGCUGGAAAUAAAUGAUGCCUUACUCUCGUUCUCUCUUGAUACUGAUUUUCCUGUUGCAUUUUCUUUUGCCGUUGAUUUUGUAUUGUUUCUGAAGACAGGGCUGGAAUUUCAUCUCAAAAUAUUAAAAGAGCCAAGUUUUUGUUUUUAUAAAGUCAGUGUUGGUUCAAGUAACAAGCAAGUUAUUUGUUAGAAGCAAGACAAAUAAGGAGGAAAGUCAAUGAUUUCUUGGUUCAUAACCAGUCUGCAACUUUAUAGUGUUUGUACUGUGACAGUGAAUCAUCCUACGGUAGAACUCUAAACUGCAAAUUUGGACUUUGUGUAUGAAAGACGAUACUGUCGCUGCAAAAAAUAAUUCUUGAUGGACAUUACAAAGAUAAUGGUGUAUAAAUAUUGAAAUCAUCCAGUGACUGAGUAAUAGGUUAUAAUUGGAGUGCUUGUUGUGUUGUGCUGUUGUACCCUGCUUUUUAUGUGAUGUAUUAACACAAAAUCUGUUGUUCAUACACUUUGGCUGAUCAAUGUGUUCCCCUAUACCUCAAUGGGUUUCUUUAUGCUGCCAUAAUCCUAUUGUUACGGUACCUUGGUCACAAUCUCUCAAUUGUAACGUUGAAACUGUGAUAGAAAUGGUUCAGCACAGAGUGGGUUGUUGGAGUGCAAGGCUGCGUUCCACCAAGCUGCUCCUGAACUCACCUUUUUUUUUCUUCAAAUUUGUACUUUUUUUUUGAAAAUGCUUCCAGAAAUCUUUCUUUGCUUCCCUUCACAUCAUGGUGUCCAGUUAUUUGAUAGUGUUCUCUAAGUUUAAGAUGCUAUGCAAUGUUCAUGCUGAUUCUUAACGGAAGCCAAAAAAAAGUUCUUUCUUUUUUCAAAACUGCCAACAAUUGUACAGGCUGAAGGAGACUUGUAUAUGGCUUUGGCUUGACUUCGAGGUGGUGUUUACUGUAAAUUUUGGGGAAUUUUGUUUAAUGAUGAAAUGCUGAUCAUGGUAAUGAUUAUCGUACCAAACCCAUGUUUGUUACUUGUGAUAACUUUUCACAUGGUUGUUCAAUAGAAAACUAUUUGUAGAAUUUAGUGACUUAAGUGGAACAGUUGUUUUAAAUGUGUUUAAUAUGAUGUACAUUUUUUCAUUGUAACAUAAAUUGUAAAUAAUUGAUUACAGUGAUGAUUUUGAUGAAUUUUCUAGCCAUUUUUAAAACACUAGGAAAUGAGUAUUUUGUGUACUGUAUGCUGUGUCAUCCCAUUUGAAUCAAGUCUGGUUGCCCAUUGGAUUCAAUAUGGCCUGUGCAAGACUAUGCCUCAUUUGGGGAACAAAUUUAGUAUUGUACCAGUCUUAAAUUAUUCCUGAUUCAAUAAAAUGAAUGCUUAUUUAUUCAA
This is a messenger RNA of Rhincodon typus (whale shark), 8850 nucleotides long. It is a transcript of the gene nav2a, whose product is annotated as neuron navigator 2a. Gene Ontology annotation, biological process: nervous system development; neurogenesis. NCBI's taxonomy places the organism in Eukaryota, Metazoa, Chordata, Chondrichthyes, Orectolobiformes, Rhincodontidae. Bases 167 to 6457 code for a protein of 2096 amino acids. The record is from RefSeq and is a predicted model, not a curated record. Gene Ontology annotation, molecular function: ATP binding; ATP hydrolysis activity. The transcript has 32 exons.